Hordeum vulgare subsp. vulgare (domesticated barley) is the source of this 521-nucleotide messenger RNA. RefSeq lists its product as uncharacterized. NCBI's taxonomy places the organism in Eukaryota, Viridiplantae, Streptophyta, Magnoliopsida, Poales, Poaceae. The record is from RefSeq and is a predicted model, not a curated record. The transcript has a single exon. Bases 122 to 352 code for a protein of 76 amino acids.
CUGCCAUGCCCAUCCCCGGCACCGGCCACACAAACAUCCCCAGACCUUUUCAAAAGCCAGGAUCCCACCUCCUCCCUCCGAUCCCCCAUCUUCUUCCUCUCGUGCGACCGCGACCGAGGGCAUGGCAGCAAUGGGGGUGGGCGGAGCGGUGAAGAUGAUCUGCGGGGCCAAGGAGGAGCGGGUGGUGGGCACGGGCAAGGCGCCCGGGGCGUGCCCGUCCUGCGGCGGCCCCGUGGUGGCGACCGACGUGGAGAGCGAGCGGCGCAUCCUCUGCCUGCCGCUCUGCGUCAAGAACAAGCGCAAGUACUCCUGCACCAGGUGCUUCCGCCGCCUCGUCACCAUCUACAGCUAGCCGAUCGAUUUCAUGCCUGCCGAUCCAUCAUCCAUCGAUCAGAUCAACUUAGCGUGCGGAGUCGAACAAUCCCCGAGUUCUUUGGCUCUUAUUCUCGGCCGUGGUUACGGCCCUAGACUAGCUUGCUAGCUAGCCUGGCUAAUUUAAUGUAAUGGUGAUUCUGUGAUGA